This is a messenger RNA of Delphinapterus leucas (beluga whale), 4435 nucleotides long. NCBI's taxonomy places the organism in Eukaryota, Metazoa, Chordata, Mammalia, Artiodactyla, Monodontidae. The record is from RefSeq and is a predicted model, not a curated record.
GUGCAGGAUGCUGAUGCUGAACUGGCCAAGCUGAGAGGAAAGAAGAAAGGGAGGGGAGUGGAGAAUCGAGGACGGCCGGCCUAGGCAGGCCAAGAAUGCAAUUGCCCUGGUGGUGGGAGCUGGGAGACCCUUGUGCUUGGACGGGACAGUGUCGGGGGACACGCAGGAUGAGCCCCGCAACCACUGGCACCUUCUUGCUGACAGCUUUUUUACUAAGCUGUGCUGAUGGCAUAAGUGGAACAGUUAACUGGAAGACCAAACAGGCCAACAAUUUUAUUAUCAGCAGAAAAAUGACUGCUGGGAAGAAAGAUGUGUACACUAUUUUCUCCAAGGUGCACUCUGAUCGGAAUGUCUACCCAUCUGCAGGUGUCCUCUUUGUACAUGUUUUGGAAAGAGAGUAUUUUAAGGGGGAAUUUCCACCUUACCCAAAACCUGGCGAGAUUAGUAAUGAUCCCAUAACAUUUAACACAAAUUUAAUGGGUUACCCAGACCGGCCUGGAUGGCUUCGGUAUAUCCAAAGGACACCAUAUAGUGAUGGAGUCCUAUAUGGGUCUCCAACGGCUGAAAAUGUGGGGAAACCAACAGUCAUUGAGAUAACUGCCUACAAUAGGCGUACCUUUGAGACUGCAAGGCAUAAUUUGAUAAUUAAUAUAAUGUCAGCAGAAGACUUCCCGUUACCGUAUCAAGCAGAAUUCUUCAUUAAAAAUAUGAACGUAGAAGAAAUGUUGGCCAGCGAGGUUCUCGGAGACUUUCUUGGGGCCGUGAAAAAUGUGUGGCAGCCAGAGCGUCUGAACGCCAUAAACAUCACGUCAGCUCUAGACAGGGGCGGCAGGGUUCCGCUUCCCAUCAAUGACAUGAAGGAGGGCGUUUAUGUCAUGGUUGGUGCCGACGUUCCAUUUUCUUCUUGUUUACGAGAAGUUGAAAAUCCUCAGAAUCAAUUGAGAUGCAGUCAAGAAAUGGAGCCUGUAAUAACGUGUGAUAAAAAAUUUCGUACUCAAUUUUACAUCGACUGGUGCAAAAUUUCGUUGGUUGAUAAAACAAAGCAAGUGUCCACCUAUCACGAAGUGAUUCGUGGAGAAGGGAUCUUACCUGAUGGUGGAGAAUACAAACCCCCUUCCGAUUCUUUGAAAAGCAGAGACUAUUACACGGAUUUCCUAAUUACACUGGCUGUGCCCUCGGCAGUAGCAUUGGUCCUUUUUCUAAUACUUGCUUAUAUCAUGUGCUGCCGACGGGAAGGAGUGGAAAAGAGAAACAUGCAAACACCAGACAUCCAACUGGUCCAUCAUAGUGCUAUUCAGAAAUCUACCAAAGAACUUCGUGACAUGUCCAAGAAUAGAGAGAUAGCAUGGCCCCUGUCAACACUUCCUGUGUUUCACCCUGUGACUGGGGAAAUCAUACCUCCUCUACACACAGACAAUUAUGAGAGCACUAAUAUGCCGUUGAUGCAAACACAGCAGAACUUGCCACAUCAGACUCAGAUUCCCCAACAGCAGACUACGGGUAAAUGGUAUCCCUGAAGAAAGAAAACUAACCGAAGCAAUGAAUUUGUAAUCAGACAAUAUAGCACUUAUAUCUUAUUUUUGCUCUCUUCCAAUAAUGCAUGAGCUUUUCUGACAUAUGGUAUGCAUGUUGACAGUAUCAAGUAUAUACCAAAUAAUACAAUAUAACAUUCAUUUUACUAAUGUAUUUUUUUUGGUACUUAAAGCAUUUUUGACAAUUUGUAAAACAUUGAUGACUUUAUAUUUGUUACAAUAAAAAGUGAUCUUUAAAAUAAAUAUUAUUAAUGAAGCCUGAAGUCUGGCAAAAUUUACUUCAGAAAGUGUUUGAUUGCCUCCUCUGUAGUAGGAAUCUUCCAUUGCUAGGAACAGGUUCGCGUGUUGAUCCUUUCUUUAAUGAGAUUUUUAUUAAGCACUUCCUAUAAUGUAUAAAAUGUCUAUGCUUCUGUGUUCCAAGUGAGCUACCCAUUUACUUAAUACUUUUAUCCUUGUGGCCUGUAAAGCUUGUUGUUUUAGGGUAAACGUGGCCCUUUGGAUUGUGGAUCUGAUGAUCCCCAGUUCAUGAAGGGCAGCCCAGACUGCAUACUUAACCUGACUCUAUAAUCAGAUAUUUGGUUUUAGAAGCAUGCCAGGAGUUGUUACUCAAAAAGAGAAUAGUUACCUGCUGAUGGUGACAUGAAUUAGCUCCAGAACCCCAGGCUUCCCUGUGGUAACACUACUUUCAGGGCUUAGCAGAGUUUGCUUAUACCAUGUUGGUAUAUACAUGCUUCAUGCAUCUUGGACACUACUGGAUCAAUGUGGUCAUCAGGCCAACUAGCAGGCCGCUUUUGUUGCAGACCAGAAAACCUUCUCUUAAUCUGAUCAGGGCAGAUUUCUGUGUUGCCUGUUAAUUGGUCAGAGGAUACACACAUGCUAUCUAGAUCUGAUUCCAGAAUCCAAGAAGGUUCCCUGUUAGUGUUGUGUGCAACUUGUCUUCCACUUAGGGGAAAUAGUCUACCAUGUCCUUGGCAUUGAAACUCCCCCUCCCAGCCACACCUUCCUGGGACUUAACAGAGGAUGUGGGAUCUUUGGUUUUUUAAAGAUUUACCUCAUAUUCCUUUCCAAGACAUCUAGGGUAUUGCCACUCGCUAUUCUCCUGGAUUGAUCAGCUUGAGGUUCUAAAAGUAUUGGGUCAGGGCCAUGUGCUAGGAGAAAGGAAAUGUUGCCACAACUCCCGGCAACUAGACUGUGGCACAGGGUGGAGAGUUAACAAACUGUUGCUCCUGCCAGGUGAAAUCAAACUACUCCUGGUAGUCCAAAUGAGCAGGAACAAAGUAAUACAGGAUCCGCAAAUCAGGAACUGCAGAUCAGGAGUCAGGAACUUUAUUCAUCUGUUCUAGGAAAGAGACUACUGUGGGGAUUGGAAAAUGCAGUUGGAGUUAGCAUCAGUUUUCACACUGACCAUAUGGAGGAAUUGAAUGGGGAUAAGAAUCAUUGGCCAGCAUCUCACAAAUCUUUGAUAAUUGCCUUAAUCUCUGCAAUUCCCUAUAAACCAGUGAUUUUGCCUCUGACUUAAUAUUUCGAUAGGGAAGAAGAUCCACAUAGCUUUCCCAGUGGUUGUUGCUACCUUAGUAGCCCUUACUUUAUGGGUAAAAAAAUGUGGGGAUUCUGCCCCAUGCUGAGGAUUUCUGUCCCAACUAAGCACCCUCAUAGAGGGCAAAUGAGUACAUGGUGAGUUUGGGGUCCCAAUGGUGAACUUAAAUUAGAACACCUUUUUUCAGUAAGCUGUUGCCCUAAAAAACCAGUUGCAAUGGUUGUCUGCACUUUCAGGAACUCAUGAAAACUCAGCUCUAGAUGCCAAAUAUCCCCUAAAAGUUUGUGACUUUUCUUUUUUCCAUGGCCACUCCAUAAAUGAUGACCUUCUCUUUGGGGAAGUUCACGUCUAUAGGUCUACACCAAUGAUAGAAGAGAGCAUUAGGUAAAAAUGUUAAGGCUAAAUUUGAGGCUAAGAGAGUACUUACAGAAUAAUUAAGUAGAAAACAACAUCAAGGCUGGAGCCUCCGAGUACAGAUAUAGCAUGUAGAUGGGGUGUGUGACCUCUGGGUUCAGUGGUCCAAGAUUUGAGCUCUUGCUUCCCAUGUCCUGACUAUACCCAAUUGAGGGGAUGGAUCAAAACUUUCACGCAAACCAUUCUAAGAUGGAGCAGCCUCACAAAUUUGCAUUUUGGAAUUUCUUAUGGAACACUCUUCUAGCUGCUUAUCUGUUGUACACCCAAUAUGUUAAUAUGAGUCAAGUCAUGUUCUGAGGACACUGUGGUGGACAAAACGAAACACAGGCUCUGCCUCCAUGCAGUUUACAUUGUAGUAGGAAAGACAGACAUUCAUCGAGUUGUCAUACAAAUAAAUGUCAAAUUGCAACUGUGAUAAAUACUAUGAGGGAAAGCCAUUGGUGCUAUAAAAGCUUAUCACAGGGGGAUGUGACCUGGUCAUCAGGGUCACAAAAGAUUUCCUAAGGAAGUUUGCUCUGCUAGCAAAAGGAUGAGUAGAAAUUGAUAAGAUGAAGUGGAGUAAAAAACAGUAUUUGAGGCAGAGAGAAGAGCAUUGCUAAGUCCUUUGGGGAGAAGAGUUCCUGAUGAGUGUAGGAGUUUACCGGAAAGUUCAGUGCAGCCAGAGUAUGGAGUAUAGGGAGGAGGUGUUGGGAAAGUGAGACCCAAGAUAACGGGUAGGACCAAACCAUGCAUGACUUUAAAGGCAAAAGCAUUUUAAGAACGAAGGAUGGUGAUGUGGUCAUACUUUGCAUUUUUGUACAAUCAAUCCAGCUGUAAUAUAGAGAAGAGAUAGAGGAGGUGGGCAGAGUGUGAGUGGAUAGACCAGCUAGGAGGCUAUUGCAGAUAUAACUGGAGAAAUAACUUUGGUGGUAGAAGAGAUGGAGAGAAAUGGAGAGAUUCAAGAGCUAUUUAG